AUGCAUUCUCUAUCCCCGGUAGCAAUUGCACUUUUCGCGAUCCUCAAGGCCGCCGCCGCCCAGGACAAUAUCGGAUUCGGACCUGCCUUCUCCCUUGGACCGACCAACUCGUGGAUCCGCGAGGCAAACACCACCCUCGUCCUGCCCGAGACGCCCGGUCUCAAGGACCGUCUUGCCCUAUGGCCUGGUAUGGGAACCAGCGGCGGCGAUCUCAUUCAGGUGCUGGCUGUGUCAUUUGCGGACCCUAAUGCGAACUGCGGUGCCAGUGAGGGACAGUGGUGUACUUGGGCUAGUACCUUGCAGGGCACGCAACUCGGGGGCGACCAGGUUCCUGCGAACGCUGGUGAUGAGCUUACCGUGAGCUAUGUCUACAACGAGAGUACCGACGAGUAUGACCAGUCUGUCUCGAUCAACGGCGAGGUCGUGUCUACCCUGUCAACAAGCUCCGGCCAGGCUGAAGGCUGGGGCACUGCGGUGGAGUGUCAAGACGACGCCUGCCAGAUCACCGUCGCUGCGCACAAAUACACGUCGACCACGAUCCUCCUCGACUCCGAGGACAGCUCCUUCAUUGACACACUUGUUCUCAAUGAGGCGACGUCCAGCGGUCUGACGACGUCGGACAAUGGCAAGACCUGGACGGUGGAUACCAUCAACAUCAACGAGCACACCUUUGAUCUGUAA
Molecule: messenger RNA, 681 nt
Organism: Aspergillus versicolor CBS 583.65
Lineage: Eukaryota; Fungi; Ascomycota; Eurotiomycetes; Eurotiales; Aspergillaceae
Exons: 5
Coding region: 1-681 (226 amino acids)
Source: RefSeq, a predicted model, not a curated record